Fragaria vesca subsp. vesca is the source of this 689-nucleotide messenger RNA. RefSeq lists its product as uncharacterized. The record is from RefSeq and is a predicted model, not a curated record. The transcript has 4 exons. Bases 33 to 416 code for a protein of 127 amino acids. Lineage: Eukaryota; Viridiplantae; Streptophyta; Magnoliopsida; Rosales; Rosaceae.
GAGAGACUUGAGAGAAAGAAAGAGAGAGAGAGAUGGCGAAGUUUAACGAGGUACAGAAGAAGAAGAGAGCGCAGAACCAGGAGAAUAAGAGAAGGAUUCACGGCGACCCAGUCAGUGGAAAGCUCCAUCUGAAGCAGCAACCCGUCUCCAUCUCCGGCAAACGCAAGCGCAAGCUCGAGAAAAAAUGGCGCAGGGACCAGAAAGAGGCGGUGGAGAAGGGCCUGAUUACUAUGGAAGAUGUCGAAAUGGCUGCUGCUGAUACCGAAGAAUCUGAAGGGACGAAGAAAGGUUCUAAGAAGUUCCACAUGAAGAAGAGCGUCAGGCUUAAGCAAGCAAAGCACAAAGGAAAGAAGAAAGGAAAGUCUUCUAAGCCUGCUUCUGCUUCUCAAGCUUCAGUGGAUGUAAUGGUGGAGUAGUUUGUACAGUUGGCCAAGAACAAGCCACAUUGUACUCGACCUCAUGUACCAUUUACUCCAACUCGAAAUGAAUUUUGGGCAGAAAUUUGCCAUCUUGGGUGCAAUAUAUUUUGUAAUGUUUAUCAUUGUGUAGGGUUAUCUUUUUCUUGUCUUUGUUGUUAACUUGUUAGUAUGUCGGGGUAGGAAAGAUCAGAUUGAAGAGCUAAUAGUCUAAUACUACCAGUGCUUGGUUAUUGUAAUGCAAAGUUUUGAAUCAAUUUUGUGCUUCUCGUG